AUGCACGAGGAGGACGAUGACUUCGACGUGCUGCUGCUAUUGACCGCCGCACACUCGCGGCGCGAAGCUUGUUUGAGCAGUGUCCGCCGUGAAGUGCACCAGCAGAUGAUAGAGGGCGCGUGGCGCGCUGCAAUGCUCACACGUCACUACUUGACGGUGUCAUGCUUGGAUGUACCCUGCGUGGCCGCGUGGAUGGCCCUUUACAAGAACGGCUUUGACUCAAACUUUCUGAAUGCUACUAGUCUGACGAGAGCUUCUUUCAAGCACUUACUGCGCCGGUUUGCGCGCUACUACUACAUCCCUCCGGCCAGAAGCAGAGGCAAGCCGCCAAAACUGCGCUACCAUCAUCAGGCUCUUGGUCUCGUUCUCUGCUUCUACGUCGGGUCGAUGGAGAACGGAACGCUGUGCAUGUUGUUCGGGGUACCUCCGAGCACUUUAUCUCGGACGCUAGCUUCUUUCAAGCACUUACUGCGCCGGUUUGCGCGCUACUACUACAUCCCUCCGGCCAGAAGCAGAGGCAAGCCGCCAAAACUGCGCUACCAUCAUCAGGCUCUUGGUCUCGUUCUCUGCUUCUACGUCGGGUCGAUGGAGAACGGAACGCUGUGCAUGUUGUUCGGGGUACCUCCGAGCACUUUAUCUCGGACGCUGUGCAAAGCCGAAGAGGCGCUGUCUUGUGCACUUCGGGAUUUCGCCCCAGCCCGGAUUUCAUGGCCGUCCCCUUCCCGCCAGAGAGAGCUUGCCAGCUUGGUUAACGCUCGCGAGCCGUUGAUGCAGUAUACAUUCGGGUUCAUCGAUGGAAAGAACUUCCGUGUGCAGCAGCAUCCUAACUCUGACCUUCAAAACGCAAUGUACAAUGGAUGGCUACACUCGGUUCUAGUCACGGGCACUAUUUGCUUUGCCGCGGACGGCUGCAUUAUCUAG
Phytophthora nicotianae INRA-310 is the source of this 921-nucleotide messenger RNA. RefSeq lists its product as hypothetical. Bases 1 to 921 code for a protein of 306 amino acids. The record is from RefSeq and is a predicted model, not a curated record. NCBI's taxonomy places the organism in Eukaryota, Oomycota, Peronosporomycetes, Peronosporales, Peronosporaceae. The transcript has 4 exons.